UUAUCCAAAAUUCUAUUACAUGACAUCCACCGUCAUCUCUAUUCGCCGGCCAUCUCCUACAAUUUUCGUCCGUCCAUCCGGUGCUUCGUGUUUUCCUUUCUUAUAUUGGACCUUAAUGUAAGCGAAUGGUUCUUCUGUUUUUCGAUAAGCUGGGGUGGAAGAGAGCCCGUGAGAUUGUUAUUCUUUAAAUUUCUGCAGAAGAGAGAAAAAUGGUUUGAUUUCUGUGUUAAGGUUAAUUUGUGUUUCGCUUCCUUCUUCGAGGUUUACUUACAGGAUUUUAGUAAUCGUUUGAUAAAUCUCUGAAACAUAAUUUCAUUAUUUUUACCAUUGGUUUAAUCACAUUGAUCUAAAUAUUAAUGAAGAGACUCUUACAAUGUUUGUAACAAUGGUAGACUGAUUAUGUAUGGUGAUAUCUCACCCUUCAAUUCGCUUGAAGACAAGUUCCUGUUAUGACGAAGUUCUAUUCUCUUUACAAAAUAUUUGAGGGUUUGAAUGGGAGCUGCAAUUCAAACCAGUCCAUGGAUAUCCACUUGGCACAGAUUGGUCUCCUUCGCAAUUUUUUUAUUACUCCUUAGGUUGACUGAAGAUUACUGAUUGCAUCCAUUGAUAUUAUAUCCGUUCGCCGAACGAUUUAGUUGUUACAUGAUAAAGGUGAAGCUGCAUACUUCUGUUUGUAUUUGUUUAUUGUUCGGAAUUUCAUUGAUAUUCUACCCUACAUUUGGCUCUUUCCUUGAUGGCAUUUCACACUCUAGUAAGGUUGGAAGACAUAUUAUGGAAUCCUAUUAUGAAAAACACGAAAGUUUUAUUGAUUCACUUUUUGAUGAUUUCCUGACACAAGAUCUUCCCGUCAACAUAUGCGAAGUUUUACCAUGCGAUCUAAAUACGGUGCUAAGUCUCUCAAUUCGGUCAAGGAUCAAGGGUGACGGUUCUCACCGUCAACUUUCAUCGACCAUCAAGUUCAACAUCGAAAAAUCCCUGUCUCAGGUUCUCACACACCGCUUAUUUAGUGAUGUAGCUGUUUUUGGAGAUACAAAUUUGGAAUUGCCUUCAGUCCUCUCCAACAUCUCUGUUAUCGAGGUUCACAAGGACAUUGGUCUCAAUACCUUGUCACACAACAAGAAUCUGCUUGAUUUCACCGUUGAUCUGCCUUUACAUUCACGAUAUCCACGAUUGGAUGAAAGUGGUUACGUGAAAGUUAGAUUGAAGGCUCCAGACUUGUUUUUGCAGUGUAGUAUACAGGAAAAACCAGACAAUAGGAGCUGUUUUUUUAAGUUGGAAACUGAUGAUGAAGAGGCAGAUCUUACAUGGUCGAUACCAGCAGGUAAACGAUCUGAUGCUGGAAUUGUUACCGCUGUUACUUUUGUUUCUGCUUUCUUAUCAGUACUAUGCAUUGUAUUUCUACACAACUUAGACAACCCAAAAUUUUGAAGCAAUGUUAACCGAUUCGACAA
This is a messenger RNA of Cucumis melo (muskmelon), 1451 nucleotides long. RefSeq lists its product as uncharacterized. Gene Ontology annotation, biological process: GPI anchor biosynthetic process. Gene Ontology annotation, cellular component: endoplasmic reticulum membrane. The transcript has 6 exons. Bases 643 to 1428 code for a protein of 261 amino acids. Lineage: Eukaryota; Viridiplantae; Streptophyta; Magnoliopsida; Cucurbitales; Cucurbitaceae. The record is from RefSeq and is a predicted model, not a curated record.